AUGGACGUCUUCGCGCAGAGUCGAGAAGAUGGCGAUUUAUUUGCCGACGAAUAUGAAACUACCUCUUAUGUCAUUACAAAUCCAGUAACACCAACAAGUCCAGAAUCUUCUGGUAAAUUUAACCAAUUAUCGCUGCCAUGCACACCUACCGAGCCUCAGAAUCCAUCAGUGACUACAACCAGUAAUACCACGCCUAAAAGUACCAAACAAGGACUGAGUACUAGUCGAUAUGCUCCAAACCCACUCGCAAUGGAAAAGGCCUCCUUCGCUUCUGGCGGUGACUUGGGAACCCCUGCUAAAUCUUCUAGCAGCUCAGCAUCGCGCUCAAAUCCAACGCCUACAACAACCAAGAAAUCAUCUGAAGCUCCUCCAUCUAUUGCUAAUGCCACUCCCAACCCGCCUCGAAUACCAGCGGUUCGCGGUGACCGAUCCCUCACUGGUGGUCCCUCAAAAGUCAAGCUCACUGAGGCCGAACUCUUUGCCAAGCUUGAAAAGAUGAGAAUACUAAAUGCAUCAAAAGAAGAAAAACACCGCCUCCAAGAAGCCGACCAAGCUGCGUUUAAGUCUCAGGACGCGGAGAUUGCACGGAAAUUCCGAGAACAGCAGAAGAAGGAGCUUGCACAACGCAUUGAGCUUGAAAAGGAGCGUCAGAAGAACCGCGAGCGAAAAAUGAAAUCGAUGGGAGGACGAGAGUGGGACAGUGGAAAAGACAGCAGAGAUGAGCCGUUGCAAGAUUCCUUAAAACACUAUAUCGAAACCAUAUCGAAACAUCCUGUAAAAGAUUAUAGGGAACAGACUAUUAAAGAUUCUAUUGUGAAAUCUAUGGAAAAAUCCGCAAAGAUGCUAAUUAAGGAAUCUCGGGGACAGCCCGUGAAAGAACCUAUGAAAGAGCCUACUAGUCAGUCUAUUAAAGAAGCUGUUAAACAGACUGUGAAAGAACCUGCUAAACAGCCUAUUAAAGAAGCUGUUAAACAGACUGUGAAAGAACCUGCUAAACAGCCUAUUAAAGAAGCUGUUAAACAGACUGUGAAAGAACCUGCUAAACAGCCUAUUAAAGAAGCUGUUAAACAGACUGUGAAAGAACCUGCCAAACAGCCUGUGAAAGAACCUGUGAAACAGCCAGUGAAAAAAUCUGUGGAAGUAACGCGGAAGCAGCCCAUAAAAGAGACAAGAACCUUGAUCGAAAAUUCCACUAAACAGCCUGUGAAAGAACCUGUAAAACGCUCUAUAAUAGAAGAGUACAAUCCAAAAGAUUUUAUGAACCUUCGAGUGACCGAGUAUCCUCCUAAGAUCGAAUAUGAUGGAUUGAAGUUAGAUGGGCUGGCCGAAAGUCGACAUGCGAUUCCACCUAAACCAAAAACUAACUCGUCGAAUGACGGGUUAUCAGGAAGCAGAUAUGCAAGCCAACCGAAACCAAGGGCAGAAUCGACUUCACCAAAAUCAUAUAAACCCUAUCGACCUAAUUAUCGCUAUAGCAAAGCUCCUGAGAUGCCCAGUAGAUAUGGUGCAUCCAACAAUUCGAUCAGUAGGGAGGUGACAGCUCUGCCCUUGAGUGCUCACGAUUUUCCCGCACUUCCUUCUCUAGUGCGCAACGAGGUUUCCCAGAAAUCAGGUUCUACCACUCCCACCCCCGCUAAAGUCACGCCGACACCUAGGAAAGUCUCCUUAGGACCACCAAAGCAGCGACAGACGCGAGAUUGGGCCGAAGAGAUGACAAAUUUGGAGGAAAAAGCUAUGGUAGUCGGGGCAACUGCAUAA
This is a messenger RNA of Blumeria graminis f. sp. triticale, 1758 nucleotides long. The record is from the annotation of a GenBank genome assembly. Lineage: Eukaryota; Fungi; Ascomycota; Leotiomycetes; Helotiales; Erysiphaceae.